UUUCGAUAAACGCAGAAGAAAACAUUGUUCUGAAGAAAAAUGGUUAUUCUUCACGUGAAGAGAGGUGACGAGAAUCAGUUUCUUUAUGAAACUAAUGUGGACAAUGAGGUAGACGAUGUCGUGAAAGACAUCGUAGCCAUAUACAACGGGAGACUGAAGGUGACGAGGAUAUGCUACGAAGGUGAAGAGCUGAUGAAGCAUGGGACCUUCAUGCCUCUGGAGAUGCAAGGACUUACUGACGAGCAGGUAAAGGAAUUAAAGCUAACGGACCCCUGGGCCAAGCGUUGCGCCCCCCCUGACUACGUGGAGUGCAAGGACGACAUGGGGCGUAGAUGUGGAUUAGCGCCCCCUACUCACAUGCAGGAGGUGUUGAAGAAAGCAAUCGAGACUGCCAAAGAGUACGUGAGCAAGAAACACGUGGACCUUCGCUACUGUAUGACUCAGAAGGACGUGGCCAGAGCUCUUGACGAACUCCGAGGAGCAACAAAGAUAGUCUUCCCAAAUGGCCUUCCUCCUCAUGACCCAGUAAGGAUGGAGUUAGACAACGUGGAGGACUUGACUGGAACCCAGGCGUCCUUAGAAGUGAUUGAUCCAAGCCUGGCUUGUCUUUGGGCUUGUGGAAAGAAAUUCAUCAGCGGGAACAAGCUUAGUGACCAUUUGGGGAAGAACAACAAAUGCAAGGUAACGGUGAAACUGUGCUCUAAUAAGGAAGGCGCGCCGGGUCGCGAGCCUAUCAUGACGGAGGAGGAAAGGAAACAGCUGAUGCUGCAAGCUUACAGGAAGCAAGAAGAAUGGAAGAAGUUGGAGGCAGAUGCGGACGACAGCUAUCUGGACUCGAAGUGGGCUGAUGGACAGAACUUGCGGAAACAACUGCAUGGGCUUGACGACAUCUCUUGGAAGCCUUCCUUCAAGAAGUAAAGGAUUUGCAGACUGUGUAGCUUAGCUUUGUAGAUUUUUUAAUGUAAUAAUUCAAUUCAAUUCUCAAUUAAUGGUAGUAUAACAGAAACUUUGAGAGAGAAAGCUCGGCGGGGCGUGGUUACUUAGUUCGUGCUUCUGACUACCCCAAUUGGGAUAUAGU
Pectinophora gossypiella (pink bollworm) is the source of this 1078-nucleotide messenger RNA. RefSeq names its product cilia- and flagella-associated protein 298-A. The coding region runs from base 40 to 918 and encodes 292 amino acids. The record is from RefSeq and is a predicted model, not a curated record. Gene Ontology annotation, biological process: regulation of cilium movement. The transcript has 6 exons. NCBI's taxonomy places the organism in Eukaryota, Metazoa, Arthropoda, Insecta, Lepidoptera, Gelechiidae.